Molecule: messenger RNA, 1023 nt
Organism: Penicillium daleae
Lineage: Eukaryota; Fungi; Ascomycota; Eurotiomycetes; Eurotiales; Aspergillaceae
Gene: med6
Product: mediator complex subunit MED6
Exons: 3
Coding region: 1-1023 (340 amino acids)
Biological process (GO): regulation of transcription by RNA polymerase II
Cellular component (GO): mediator complex; core mediator complex
Molecular function (GO): transcription coactivator activity
Source: RefSeq, a predicted model, not a curated record
AUGGCGAGCCAGGCGGCCCCAAUGGAGGAGAUUAUCUGGAGAUCCCCCCAGCACGUGCAGAUGAUGGGGGGUUACCUGCACUCCAACAACAUCCUCUUUUACUUUGCCGAGUCCACAUUCUUCGAUCCUCAGUCCAAUAAUGGUAUCCUCGCGACGCAAGCAACAUACAACGAGUCCCUCCGGCACGUCGUUGAAACACGCGCGACAUUCGAGAGCAAAUUGAAGCAGAUGCAAGGCCUGGAGUUCAUCGUCUCAUUCGACCCUCUCGAGGCCGCCGCACAGUCGAACCCGAAUCGCUUUGACUUUGAGCCAAAUAAUAUCUGGGUCAUUCGCAAGCAGGAUCGACGCAAGCGGAGUGGAAUGGAGGAUGAGGUGACGGUGAUUGCGACUUAUUUCGUGGUCGGCGAUACUAUUUACAUGGCACCGUCUGUCGCCAGUGUGGUCGGAAACCGAAUUUUGACCGCCGUCACCUCUCUUUCGCGACUCUCGAAAGCAGCCUCGGCCCUGCCUACAUUCACCCCAGCCACAGGCCACACAUAUCUACCACCCGCAGCCCGCACCACGGAACCCGGUCAGCAGGCAUCUCAGCAGAGCAAGGAGAACACUCCGAUGCCUGAUGCGACUCAGUCUUCUGCCGCCGAAUCGCAAUCAACAGGCAAGGCUAGUCUCGGUGUCUCGACGACAAGCACCAGCUACCAAGACACGCGAAGCUUGGCCGAGGCGUUCCACCUUUUCACCCAAUACGGCGAUGAAUUCAUGGACGAGCAUCCGUUAACCGGAGAGCCUGGCUCGUUUAUUCUCUCGCGGGUCGGCGAGGGCGAUCGCGCAGCUGGCGCCGCAGCGAAGACCGCAGCCAAUCGGACUCUGGGUACGGGAAUGAACACGCCAUCCGGUGUACGAGGGCGAUCAACAACCCCACAAGUUCGAAUCGACACACCUGGAAAGGCCUCGGAGAAGAGUAGCUCCCCGCCUAGCUCGGGCGAGAAUAAAGGGAAAAAGAGGAAGAACCGCGUUGCGAGCUGA